Penicillium griseofulvum is the source of this 2010-nucleotide messenger RNA. RefSeq lists its product as uncharacterized. Lineage: Eukaryota; Fungi; Ascomycota; Eurotiomycetes; Eurotiales; Aspergillaceae. The record is from RefSeq and is a predicted model, not a curated record. The transcript has a single exon. Bases 1 to 2010 code for a protein of 669 amino acids.
AUGGAGUCUUCGAGCAGCUUUGCUCCCCCAAAAGAGCCCGUGGAUCCAGACUACUCCUGGCCGCUUGUUCUCUUGACAGACCUGGAUGAAACUAGACAAGCGCAGCUUGUUAGGCUUGUGCAGUGGGCCCUUAAGAAGGACCUCAAAUCUUACUACAAGCACUAUUUCGGAAAUGAAUUCCAAGGGAAACCCAACUCUAAAGUGAAGAUAUGGUCGCCACCCAGACAGCUCCUCGAGUCUAUCGUGGCACAGGGUCCCGAAAGAGACAGCGCAAGUAACAUCCAUGCUCUUGCUGUCUUAGCGUAUCGGUCAGGUCGCCCAAGAAUCAUCGUUGCAGAUGAGGCAACUAAACGCCAUCUCUCUGGAAAUCACAACCCUUCGUUUGACGACAAACAUGUCAUAUCGGUAAUCUUGAUAUCUGUCGAAAAAUUGCACGAUGAUCCGGACAAGAUUUCUGUACAUGCGAAGCGUGCUAAUUGCCUUCCACCGCCGCUUUCACCGCCACGUCAGUAUGAGGAGCCUGUUGGUCCUGAUAUUCCUGAUGACUCUGAUGACUCUGAUAGCCCUGAAGGUCCUGCUGGUCCUUCUGAUACGGAUGAUUCUGCUUAUGAUGGUUCUGUUUAUAAUUUCAUGCACAACGAUCCAGUCUAUGGGGGAUCAUUCCAACCACCGGUCUUCGACUCCACCAACUUAUAUUGGGGGCCCCUUUGGAGUCAAAUAUGCGACUGGAGAGGCUUCAUAAUGCAUGACCCCGAUCAAGAGCCGUUCACAGUUGGCUCGGCAGUUCUUGGGCGAGAGCGCCAUCUGAAGGCUGUAGCUGCCGCGUUAUCUCCCUCUUUGCCUAUGGAACUCGUAAUCAACGUAUCACAUACGCAACCCAGUCUCCCGAAGAUGCCCGUUUGGGAGCGUCGUCCGAGUAAGACACAUUUACUCAUAUUUCUCCUCUAUCAUACCACAUCGGAGGAGCUUCACAAGACGCAAAAGGAAAUCCAAGAUGCACUCCCUUCCAUUAUGAAACAAAUUGCCCUGGAAUGUGGAAGUGGUGAUGAAAGCUUUGGAUAUUGUGUCGCACGCUCUGGCCGUCUCUUCGAACCUCUCCAAAUAACCACCGUAGAACUGAUUCCACGGGAUCGGCACCGCCUCAGGACCCGACGGGAGCUUUCAACUUUCUGGAAGCAAUACUAUCCGUGGGCUGCUGAUUUCCACCAGAAUAGAAAGGGUGUGCCUCUGCUCUAUCUCAGCGAGCCUCUCUCCAAUCUCAACACGUCACAAUUCGGCGUUAUCAAUGCCAUGCGUGGGGCACCAAUCAUGUUUCGGGGGACUUUGCCCGCUAUCUUCAUGGACCUAGCAACGCGUGGUAGUCUGUUAAUUCCAAGCCCUGAUUCCAAAGAGAUGGAGAUGCUAUACCACCCAGAUCAACCAUGCUUCUUAGUUGAGUACUUAUGGCACGGAAUGACCGAUGACACGCGGUCUGUAAUCUUCCUCACAAAUCGCCUAACCAAGGAACAGACCCAGAGACUCCAGGAAAUCAGGGUACGCGAUGAAUCUGACGACGAGGAAUCCGAGGAUGAUGAAUACGAUGAUGAGCUCGGUCAUGAGUAUGUGCCUGUGCCUUGGAGGAAUGGGAACCCUGGCGUGACUGAUGGGAAGGUCAAAGACAUCUGGCAGAUCAUCACUAAUAUCUAUCUCUCCUGGACUGAUAAUGAAGAUAUUCUCUUUAUCUUUGUUGAUGCACAGUUUGCACUCGACGAAACGGUUAUCCUGGUCAGAGCUGAUGAGUACACCGAUUGUGACCCGGAACAUGAACUUCUUAGACAUCUGCCGUUUUCGUGCUUAAGAGGCUUCCGGUAUAUGCGCGUCCCCGUACAUCUGACAGGCUCACGUGCAAAAAACGAAGCAAUUGACGGCGAAUGGUCAAGCUAUCGGAGGCCGGGUUGGCCGUCACCGGGGCUACUGCCUAACGAUGAAGCUCAGGGAAUUCAUGUUGUUGAUGGGGACUCCUUUCCAUGA